CCCCGCCUUCUCCCUUUCUCGAAUCUCGCGCGACAGUCACCAGGCUAGCGAGCUAGUUAGUUAACAAAUCUUUAUUAAUUUAUUUGACCGUUUUGUUGCGAAAUUGAAAAAUGUAGUUUUCAAAAGACAAAGUUACACUUCGUAAACGCAUUAGUCUAUGCGAAUUUGUCUUGCGUCUUUAUUGUUGAAACGCUUAAUUUGCCGCCUUUUAUUGUAACUACCCUGCUGACGUUAGCUUCCCCUAAGACAUUUGCUAUUGUUGUUGCCUGGGAUAGCAAGCUACAGUAACAGCCCAAAAUGACUUCAGCCUCUACUAAGGUGGGAGAAAUCUUCUCUGCAGCAGGAGCAGCCUUCACCAAACUGGGUGAGCUUACCAUGCAGCUGCAUCCAGUAGCUGACUCUAGCCCUGCAGGAGCCAAAUGGACAGAGACGGAGGUCGAGAUGCUGCGGUCAGCUGUGCGGCGCUUCGGUGAUGAUCUGAACAGUAUCAGCUCUGUGAUUAAGGAGCGCACUGUAGCCCAGAUAAAGACAACAGUGAAGAGGAAACUGUAUGAGGACAGCAGGGUGCCCCUCUCCUCCGACUCCCCCAAAAAGAUCACCAAGAAGACCACAGUCAUCAUGGCAGCCGCACUAGCACCCGUGGCCCCCACUGUCAUCGCAGUGCCCACCUCACAGGUUGUCGUGACUACAGGGCUGCAGAGCCCGUCUAUGCCCACUGCCAUCAAGAAACAGAAAACGGCAGAUGUGACGCUCAGUGCUCUGAAUGACUCUGAUGUGAACAGUGACUUGGUGGACAUUGAGGGACUGGGAGAUAGUUCCAACACCAAGAAGCUCAACUUUGAUCAAGCUCAUCUUGUUUUCCCAGAAAGCCUCAACCUGGACUCCAGCCUAAUCAUGAACUCCAGUGACCUGCCCCUCCUGUCUCGCUGACCUCUAACCCACUGUACCAUUGGGUUGGAAACACUCGGUCCCUAUAUCACCAGAGCAGACUACAGUUAGUAUCUUUGUUACAGAGCAUUUUUGGACACAUUUAAGCAGAUGUGUAUUUUUAUGAACAGACCCCUCCCCAUCAUGUACUUCUCUAUUCAGUCAUUUCUACUGAGGAACCCUUCUAUUUGGCUGUUUCUCACAAACCUAGUUUGUGAUGUAUAGCUUUUUUGUAUUGUAACAUGUAUUUGCUCUGCUAAUUUUCAAAGUAGUGUAUUGCAGCUACAUAUGCUGUUCAUGAUCUCCAGAGAGAAAUGGUGUUUGAGUGCAGAUAUCCAUCGUGUAACGUAGUGAGUGUACAUGUUGUCUACCACUGGUUGAUAUUUAUAAAUGCAAGACACCAGCUAUCCAGCUAUUACUGGUAUUUCAUUUUGUUCACAAUGGUUGUGCAUGACAUGAUUCCUCUUAUGUUGAUGUGUAGUAAAAUGUUAAUCUCU
Oncorhynchus masou masou (cherry salmon) is the source of this 1424-nucleotide messenger RNA. Its product is annotated as chromatin complexes subunit BAP18-like. Gene Ontology annotation, cellular component: MLL1 complex; NURF complex. NCBI's taxonomy places the organism in Eukaryota, Metazoa, Chordata, Actinopteri, Salmoniformes, Salmonidae. The record is from RefSeq and is a predicted model, not a curated record. The coding region runs from base 298 to 930 and encodes 210 amino acids. The transcript is spliced from 6 exons.